AUGGAGGUAGGCUUUGGACAGCUGCCGCUCACCGUCACGCGCAGGCACGGCGGGGUGAACCAGCUCGGCGGGGUCUUCAUCAACGGGCGCCCGUUACCGCACGCGGCGAGGCAGCGCAUCGUGGAGCUCGCGCAACUGGGCGUGCGCCCCUGUGAGAUCUCCCGCCGCCUGCGCGUCAGUCACGGCUGUGUCAGCAAAAUACUGGCCAGGUACAAUGAGACAGGGAGCAUCAGACCAGGAGUGAUUGGAGGCUCUAAGCCCAAAGUGGCCACUCCUAGAGUUGUGCAAAUGAUCCUGCAUCUGAAACACACCAACCCAACCAUGUUCGCCUGGGAGAUCAGAGACAGGCUGAUGCUGGAGCGAGUGUGUGACCAUGACAGCGUGCCCAGCAUCAGCUCCAUCAACAGGAUCAUCCGAAGCAGAGUCCAGUCUGAGUCUUGUGUCGUUGUGUCAUCAGCAUCACCUCUUGCCGUGGGAACGGCCCAUUCGUCUGAGUCCACUUAUUCCAUCAGUGGCAUCCUGGGAAUCAGAAAAUGCAGCAGUAAACACAAAGAAGGCAGGGACGUCUCCUGCAGCGUGUACCACGACCAGCCAUGUUCCUGUAAUGACGCCUGGGGACGGUCUGAGUGCUGCCCGACCUCCGUCUCCAGCCUGACCUUUUACCCCGGCCUGCCAGCUAAUCGUAAUCCAAACCUGAUAGGGUCCCCAUGUCAUUACAGCAGAAGGGGGCUGUAAAAUAUCCAAGAAGAAAGAAUAUCAUCCAUUUUUGUG
Molecule: messenger RNA, 771 nt
Organism: Xiphias gladius (swordfish)
Lineage: Eukaryota; Metazoa; Chordata; Actinopteri; Istiophoriformes; Xiphiidae
Product: paired box protein Pax-5-like
Exons: 7
Coding region: 1-735 (244 amino acids)
Biological process (GO): anatomical structure development; regulation of transcription by RNA polymerase II
Molecular function (GO): RNA polymerase II cis-regulatory region sequence-specific DNA binding; DNA-binding transcription factor activity, RNA polymerase II-specific
Source: RefSeq, a predicted model, not a curated record